This is a messenger RNA of Vanessa atalanta (red admiral), 1990 nucleotides long. RefSeq names its product synapse-associated protein of 47 kDa (gene Sap47). The transcript is spliced from 10 exons. Gene Ontology annotation, cellular component: cytoplasm; synapse. Lineage: Eukaryota; Metazoa; Arthropoda; Insecta; Lepidoptera; Nymphalidae. Bases 231 to 1340 code for a protein of 369 amino acids. The record is from RefSeq and is a predicted model, not a curated record.
UAGUAUAGGAUUCUAAUUUGCAAAAUAACAGCGCAAGCUGCGCAAGUUUUCAUGCGCAAUGAAAACUUCCCUAAAUUCACUGGUCGAUUGCGGUGUUCCAUUUAGUUUUUCAGCUGAUCACGCUUUCUACGGGCGCCUCGCAGACGACGCGUGUGUCAUGUGCGAAACUGUCGCAGCGUAGUAAGAAGAGUGCUCGUGUACUGUGUAGUUGCUAGCUUGUGGCAGUGAAAAUGUUUUCAGGACUCACUAAUCAGGUCAGUUCUUGGAUGGGAGCAGCUAAAGGCGAGCCCCAAGACGAAGAAGUGCCAACUCCCACCAAAGAUGCGACAGGCGAGACUACGGCGGAGGGCGAAAAACAAAGCCCAACCAAAGGAGCAGGCAAACUUGAUCUCAUCACCAAUGUGAAGUCACAGAUGACCGGUUGGCUAGGAUCAGGCAUUCCUAUUCCAGGUCUUAGGAAAAAUGAAUCAGCACCUACAGACCCCAAUGAACCAGCCCCAGUAGAGCAAACUGAAGUUGCUGCUGAACCUAAGCCAGAAGCAAAAGAUGAUGAUGAUAACUCUAGGUAUAAUAGCGCGACUGGAGGCGCUGACAGCAGACCUGGAUCCACCGGAGGCACUCCGACCGAAGAGCAACCCGCCGGUGUUGGUAACGGUCCACAGAGUAAAAAGUUAUUCAAUGUAGACGCCAUCGACGUACCAGAUAUGCAAGAGUUGACCACAAAAGCUGUGGCCGGUGCCAAGUCGCUGGGUAACUUCCUCUACUCGGCGGUGAAUAAGGCUGGUGCUAAGGUCAGCGAGGCCAGUGCGAAGAUCAAGAAGACGGUCGAGGAGAAUAGCAUCCUCGGUGAAUUCAACCGCGAGCAAGAUGCUUUUAUCAAGGGGCAGGAAGGUCGCGGUGGCGCCGCCGCUCCACCAUGGGUCGGAGCACCCAACGAGGCUGCACUCAAGGAAGAGUGCCUUUCUCUUUCUACCGACCGAAGGAACUUCGUCCGUGCACCGCCAGCGGGCGUUGAAUUUGACUUCGAUUACAACAAGAUGUACCCAGUGGCUGUUUCCAUCAUGAACGAAGAUCCUAACCUCUCUACGAUGCGCUUCGACCUGGUACCCAAAGUUAUCACGGAGGAGAACUUCUGGCGGAACUAUUUCUACCGCGUGUCGCUGAUCUGCCAAGCCAACGAGGCCGACGCUGCUGGCGGACGCCAGUCCAGCGCUGAAGAUUCCCAAGAGUCAGCCAGCGAAAUUCUGAUAUCUAAAGAGAAAGCGUCACAAGAUGCAAUAGCCGAUGCGAAGAAACGAAUAAAAUCUCUAAAAGUCGAUAGAGAAAAUACCGAUGCUUAAGCCAGGCACGGACACCAAGGAGCAUCGUAUCACUAUUCGUAUACUAUAACACCUCGGUCGCUUCUACAUACUAUCCGUUUAAAACGAAUGCUUGACAUUUAUAACACAGCAUCAAUAAUGUUAUAUUUAACAGUAUCCCUGUUGCCGUCAUUCGAAAUUGAAAUAAUUUCUUUAAUAAUGUGAUUUUGUUUAUUGGAUGGUAUUCGAAGCUGUCCGAUAAUAGAUGCUUGCAUUCAUUAUCUAAUUCCCUUUAACGAAUUGUUUUGAUCUUGAUAAGGUAAUGCCAUGAUAGUAUUAAAUUGAUGAAAUAUUAACACCAUUUUAUCACAAUUGAUAAUCUAUGUUAAUCUAGAAUAUAUUUGGGUACGAGUAUUAAUGAAACCAGUAAUAACCGGUUUCAUACACAGGAUGAUGUCUUAACAUUUGUGAGUUGCAGCGUGUGACGUCAUCAAAAGUAUUAUGGCGGCUCGUAAUGGCGUUAUCAAUUCAAGUGUCACUGUUGAUCUCUUUAUAUUUAUAUAUUGUUUUAAAUUUUUUAUAUAUAUAUGUAUAAAAUUUAUGCCUCUCGUGGCCUAUUGUUUAUUUUAUAAAUUUAAAGUUUAUGAGCUAUACUAUCAUAUCCACAUUCUUGUUGUUAUAUCGUGUGUCGU